Messenger RNA from Hyla sarda, 1351 nucleotides. Its product is annotated as myelin-associated glycoprotein-like. Lineage: Eukaryota; Metazoa; Chordata; Amphibia; Anura; Hylidae. The record is from RefSeq and is a predicted model, not a curated record. The transcript is spliced from 9 exons. Bases 100 to 1335 code for a protein of 411 amino acids.
CCUGAAGCAGAGAAUAGACUUGUGUCUUAUUAUUCUCCGGACUCUGCAUGGGUCUAUGACUUGGUUUCCUGAUUUAGUCGCCGACAAACCUCAUACGGAAUGGACGCUGUGAAGCCGUUUUAUCUUCUCCUCAUCUGUCAAGGCUUCUAUCUGGGUUCUGUAGGUCAGCGGUGGACGUUCCCUUCUACAAUCACUGCUCUGAUUGGCUCCUGUGUGGAGAUUCCUUGUACAUAUCAUCCUAAAGGGACCUCAGGACCGUCCAGCCCUGUAUGGUACUUAUAUGAUAAAAGCGGUCAUUCAGAGAUCCUAAAUACCAAGGCUUCAUAUGCAGUACUGGAGAAUUACGAGGACCGAACCUCACUGGUCCCAGGACAGGACUGUACCCUGAGGAUAGACCCUGUGACGAGAGAAGAUGGGAACAAAUAUUAUUAUCCAGGGAUCGCAGAAAACAGAUACAUAAAUGCAGACAGAAUAUAUGCUCGAACUGUUUAUCUUUAUGUCACAGAUAAAGUGGACAUUCUGAUUCUGGGGUCUAAAGUUAUGACUGAAGGAGAAGCCACCAUUAUUCAAUGUAUUGUUGUUCACACGUGUGGCUCCAGUCCUCCUUCUCUACAAUGGAACAAACCUGGUCAAGUGAAAAAUAUUUCAGAAGAGUAUUUUGAUGGAUCAUGGCGAAAAGAAUCACAACUCACCUAUAUCCCUUCAUAUGUGGAUGAUGAAAGUCCAGUGGAGUGCACGGCUACAUAUCCUAAUGGACAAGAAACGAAACAAUCAGCAGCACUGUACAUCAACCAUGCCGCAGCUGGAGUUCACAUCACAGUUAAGAAUAAAGGUGGAUUUAAGACAUUGACAUGUGAUUUCCUUAGCAGCCGACCUAAUGUAUCUCACUACACCUGGAUGCAGGAUGGAUCUAUAUUACACAAUAAGACGGGGAAGACUCUGACCCUACACAAUAACGAUACCUACGGGCGGUAUUCAUGUAUCGUUCACAACAGGGCUGGGGAUUCCUCCUCAGAGGAGAUUUACCAUAAGGGUGAAGAACCAAAAGAUCAAAGGAAUUACACGAACAUUAUCCUUCCAGCAUCGAUUGGAACCAUCUGCCUACUACUCCUUGCAUUGCUCGUAUAUGCUUGUUGGAGAAAAAGACAGAAGAAGCAGCACAAAGCAAAAAAGAGCAGCACCGAGACUGAAGAAAUAUAUACUGACCUGAGGAGAUCAGAAAUUCGGGAUAUAUACCAUGAGUUGAAGCCUGUGACCUCUGCAGACACCACUGUUGUAAGAUCACCUAUCGGGGCAACUCAGGAGUAUGAAAAUAUUCGUAGACCUAAUUUUUAAUAAAACCAUCUGUGAU